AUGGCAGCAGCAAGAGAUAAAGUAAAAGGAAUUGGACUUCUUGUUUCCAAGUCUACAAGAAUAAGACAUCGAAAGAUUGUGAUUGUAGGUAAACUUGCCAUAACCAGACCAGCUAUGACCUUCAUAAAAAGAUUAGUAGUUUAUAAAAAAAUAAAACAAUCUUAA
This is a messenger RNA of Diversispora eburnea, 165 nucleotides long. The record is from the annotation of a GenBank genome assembly. NCBI's taxonomy places the organism in Eukaryota, Fungi, Glomeromycota, Glomeromycetes, Diversisporales, Diversisporaceae.